Molecule: messenger RNA, 4320 nt
Organism: Tuber aestivum (summer truffle)
Lineage: Eukaryota; Fungi; Ascomycota; Pezizomycetes; Pezizales; Tuberaceae
Source: the annotation of a GenBank genome assembly
AUGACGCGCGUCAACUCAAUCCUCGGCUUCAAGCCCUUUCCGGUUACACUCCUCACUGUGAUCACUUACGUCUCGUUAUUUUCUGCCCUCUUAUAUAUCGAUAGGCAACCGCCGGCAGUGGCGAAGAAGGGAGAGCUAGACUACUGGGGAGUAGAUGUUGAGGAAGCCUGGAGUGAUUUGGGGGUAUUGACGAGGAAGUUCCAUCCGUAUAACAGUCGACCGAAUGAUGAUGUUAGAGCGUACCUGCUGGAGAGGAUCCAAGGUAUACUGAGUCGGAACGGAGUCGCAGGCUUCGGGAAUGAACUCCAAUCGUCCGGCGAUGGGUAUUCGGGAACGGUAGAUCUAUUCGAUGACGGAAUCCCGGGAAAGCCCGGUAGUAACGUUACGUUUGCCGGCACUGGGAGGGAAGAUCUUACGGUAUCGCACGCCCCCGUUCCCGACCCGUCCGAGCGGUGUGUGGCAGAAACUGACAUCUGUGAUGACAUCACAAUAGGUAUACUUUGAAGGAACAAAUAUAAUUGUUUAUAUUCAUGGAGAUCGGCCCGCCGACGAAUUGUCACCCGUCCUUGUCAGUGCUCAUUAUGAUAGCGUCUCCACUGGCUAUGGUUUGUACCUACUCUCAACUUGCAAUUUUCCCGUACUGCCAUGCAUCGAAUAAUCGCCACAUAUCCACCCGCAGCACCCAAGUGUAGAAAUUCUCUGCAUUACACACUAUUUUUACUUUACACAUUGCUCCUGCGAUGGUCAAUUGGCUGGAUGUUUGCUGAAUGAUUGGCUUGUUUACCUCAGGUGCAACCGACGAUGGUACUGCCGUUGUCUCGAUUCUUCAAAUCAUCAAAUCGUUUACUCGCCCCGAAAGCCAAGGGGGGAAGAGACUUAAGCGUGGAUUAGUAGCCUUGUUGAAUAAUGGAGAAGAGGAUUAUUUGGUUGGUAGAACUUAUUGCAAUGCCUUAAAGUGUGCUCACUGAUGUUCUGGGGAUCUAGAACGGAGCAAGAGCAUUUGCCAUGCAUCCUGUGGCCAAACUACCUCGUACGAUAUCACUCCCCAUGUCUCAGCUAGGCCGCAGGGGCGCUCCUGAGUUGCAAUUACUAACAGAUCUGGGGUUUCAGAUUCGUUUUUGAAUUUGGAAGGCGCCGGCGCUGGUGGAAGAGCAACGCUCUUUAGAUCCACUGAUGCCGAAGUGACGAAAUAUUACAAAAAAGCAAAAAGACCUUUCGGAACUAUUGUUAGCGGUGAUGGCUUUAAGGCCGGACUAAUCAGGUAUAAUAUUUCAUUCUCAGAGAGACGGAUCGGGAAUUAAUAAAAACAUUUCUCCUACGUACAGGAGCAAUACAGAUUACUCUGUUUUCGUUGGGAAUCUCGGAAUGAGGGGUCUCGAUGUAGCAUUCUAUCAACCCAGGAGUCGGUACCACACUACGGAGGAUGACGCCAGACACUGUAGGUUUUCUCCACGACGGAAUUGCGCAGAAACCCACUGACGUCGGCUACAGCAAGCAAAAGGUCACUUUGGCACAUGCUUGGCGGGUCUUUGACCACGCUACGAGCCAUGACUGAUGAUCCCAGUAAAGUCUUCGAUCCACCGAACGGAGGCGCAGGGAAAGGUCACAACGCUGUUUGGUUUGAUCGUAUGGCUCCGGCCGUAUCCCCAAGUUCAGGUCAAUUCUAACAACCAUCAGUCUUCGGUCGAGCUUUCCCAGUACUUCGUCUAGAUACAGUUUUCGCCUUCACCAUCACGUUGAUUGCCGUUCCCUUUGUUGCAAUAGUAGUAACCAUGUGGGCUCUUGCCCAUUCCGACAAGUUUUACUUUUUUUCGAACACAGCCUAUAUAUCACCCCCGCCAGAACACUCUAUCGCUUCGAGAACGACCCAGGGAUGGCGCGGGGCACUCCGUUUUCCAGUGGCGUUCGUCGCAGCUAGUGCUGGUGUUGUGGGAAUGGCCUUCCUAAUCAAUAAGCUUAACCCAAUGGUUGUCUAUUCCUCACAAUAUACCGUUUGGAUUUGCUUCCUAUCCACCUGGUGGAUCAUCGCGUGGGUGAUCCUCCGGGGCGCAGAUGCAGUUAGGCCUACGGCGUUAGCUAGAGGAUAUGUGUUUCUUGAGCAAUGGUUGCUGUGGUUAGUGGCUAUGAUUGGUGUUGCCCUAAGUAUCGGGAAGUCGCAUUUGGGCAGCGGAUACUGGGUGCUCUUCUUCUACUCCGGAUUCUUUAUUUCUGCCUUUAUCUCCCUUUCAGAGAUGGCCGCACUUCAAAGGAAGAGUGAAAUCAACGUUGUUAUCAGUGGGGGAGAUGAUCGGGCAUUUCCUUCGGAAGAACAUUCUCUGACUGGAGCGUCCGAGAAUGUCUCUAAUCUUGCCGCCAACGACGAUGACGAUACCACCGAAAUUGCUACUGAAGAAACUCCGCUUUUUCGUGGACCUAAUAGGCCGUUGUCAUUUGCUCCCCAUAGGAGCCCCCGUUACGGCAGUGGUGACCACUAUACUGGGGAAAUCCCUGUUGAGGAGAAGGAUGAGGCGGUUUAUGGGGAUGAGCAAGGGUGGAGCAAGGAUCUACCAUCAUGGACAUGGAUUUUACAAUUCUUGGUGACAGUACCUUUGCAACUAGUAUUGGCUGGCUCAGUGGCACUCCUCUUGGGAAAUGCGCUAGCACAGACCGGGGCUGACGGAAGUAGCAUGCUUACGGUAUUAUUGGGCUUUGGAAUAUUUUCUAUAAUUCUGUUUCUACCCGUGACACCCUUUUUGCACCGAAUCACCUACCACGUCACGUUGUUUAUAUUUGUCGUCUUCAUUGGGACGUUCAUCUACAACCUAGUAGCAUUCCCUUUCUCUCCAAACGCGAGAUUGAAGGUUUACUUUCAGCAGACAGUAGAUCUUCAAACAGGAGAAAACAAUGUCCAUCUCGUCGGGCACCCGGAUUACAUCGACAGAAUUGUCUCAGAAUACAUUCCUAGCGCAGAAGGCAAAGUUGACAUAUGUCAAGCCGACAAGCUCAAGCUUGGACUACGCAGAUGUUCCUGGAAGGGGAUAGCACCAAGGGUCGUGCCACAAGCGCCUAGUGGUGUGCCACCUAAGCACGGCUUCAGUGAUUGGAUCUCUUACAAUAUCUCCAAGACCGAAGACGGGAAAGCGACGAUAACACUUUGGGGGAGAAAUACCCGGGCAUGCAAACUGCUGUUUAACAAGCCAGUCAAGGUCGAGGUUCUGAACGGCCAUGGGGAGCAACCCGCAGAUGGCAACUUAAGCGGGCCCAACGGGCAGUAUGAUGGACAGUCAAAACUUGCCAAAUCCCCAACCCUCGGUAACCCCAUUCCGGGAUUCCCGAAUACUAGAGAGUUGCGGCUCUGGAGUAGGGAUUGGGAGCGAGGAUGGAGUGUGGAGCUCACUUGGGAAAAGGGAGAUCAGGAGGAGGACGAGAGCAGUGAUUCGCUAGUCAUGUCUCCUACUAACAAGGUCGCAGCUACAGAGCUGAGGUCGGUGAGGAAGAAGCGAAGCAUUCACAAUGGUGAAGACGGAGGCAGCGGCGAUUCUAAAGGAGGUUUGGACGGUAGAGUUGUUUGCCUGUGGAGCGAUGGAAACAAGGUUUCUGACGAGAUUCCUGCACUGCACGAAAUAAGGAGAUAUCUGCCGGUUUGGGCUAUAGCUAGCAAGUUGGGUGAGUUGUCAUUUUCUCUUCCCUCGAAAAGUGGAAAAAGGGUGUACCUGGGGAGAAUUCGGAUUGGGUUGAAAUUCUUAACAACCGGUUUUUGAAUGCUAAUUGAGAUGCGGGGAUUUUUUUGAUUUUUAGCGGAUGGGCUUGUGGAAGGAUCUGUUCCCUUCAUGAUUUGAUUCGAUUCGAUAGGCUGCUAUGAUAUGGUAUGAACCAGUCAACCUAUCGGAUAGAGGGCGGCUGUGCGGUCGGUGUGCCUUUACUUCUUUUUUUUCUUUUUCUUCUCUCUUUGCUAGUCUAUUCGGGAAAAGGAAGCCCGAAGCGGGCAUAGACUAGACAUGUACGGUGGUGGACUUUCCGUAUACGGUAAUUUUAUGUGGGAAUCUCGGCAAGGGUUCGUUCAAGCGCAGGUUAAAGUUGACCUUUAGGGAACAGCUCGUGGGUGGGACAGACAGGGUCAAUUACAUGCUUUUCGUUAUUCCCUUGCUUGCAUCCGCAUUUGAUGGGAUUCCGGCCCUUUUUUUCCUUCUUUCCUACCUUUUGCGCGUGCGGGGGGGGGUAGGCACCGGUAUGGUAUGUAUGGUACGUGGUACGUGGGUAGAUCUGAACGGAUUGAAUCAAAUAGGACUUGAUUAAAUUGCGUUCAAAAUGUUCCUCGGAUACAAAUAUACAUUCAUGCAU